CAUUCAUGUCUCAACUUCUUACUAUGGCUAGAUAAACUACAGCUCUCUUCGUCCUUAUCGUGAUUCUGGUCUCAGCGCUUCAAUAAGCUCUUGCAAUUGACCGAAGGCCACUCGAAACUUUCAAACACGAGCUGACGAGGGAGUGGAACUGCCCGAAGCGACAUUCCCAGAGGGUUCUUGUCACCAUGGUCUCCGCCGCCUUGCCGCAAUUCAAUCCAGCACGCAUACGCUCGUAUCUCUUGCGACUUCCCAUCUUUACGCGUGUUGCUCUUUUCGCCAUUAUCGCAUUGUGGUUCUUAAGCAUACUACCGUUGUGGGACGUACAACAAUGGGGUGCUCUCAUCCCAAAUGAGAUACAUCUGAGCACAAUGCAUCGACUCAACACGUACCCUUUGGUCCAUUUGAACUUCUUCCAUGUCUUGUUCAACGCUUUGGCUUUGACCCCACUACUGGAGCGCUUCGAGGCCGAGCAUGGCACUCUCGUAACAUUGGCCAUGUUCCUUGGGCCUCUAUCGACUUUCCCCGCCGGCUUGUACCUCCUGAUUGAGCGCGUGAUUCUUCGUGGAAACAAUGCUGUUGAAGGCGCGAGCGUAUGGGUUUUUGUACUCCUUGCGGCCGAGGCGAUCAAAACGUACAAGACCAAUCCCCAUUUCAGCAUUGGUCCUUAUAAGAUCCCCACGUGGUCCACCCCGUUGAUUCUCACGUUGGUCAUUAAUUUCCUCGUUCCCAGCUCGAGUUUCCUUGGUCAUAUCUGCGCGAUUGCUGUUGGCUAUCUCUUUGGCUUUGGCUACCUCAAAGUGUUUGCGCCGCCGGAGAAGGCCCUUCGCUGGAUCGAGGGCAAGCUGGAUCUGCUCGGAAGACUACCUCACUACGUUUCAGUGGACCAGAAGACCUAUGGCCGAUAUGGAGUGUUGCCGUCUUCGACUCCAACACUUGCCGGUGCCGCUGAUGGCCAGGUUCCCAUGACCUAUCAGGGAUCUACGCAACGUUUAGGUCCAUGAGAUGGAUAGAAUCCGGGUAUUGACCAUGUUUCUCUGUAUGAUAUGUAAUGAAGGAC
This is a messenger RNA of Xylona heveae TC161, 1057 nucleotides long. RefSeq lists its product as hypothetical. Gene Ontology annotation, molecular function: serine-type endopeptidase activity. The transcript has 6 exons. The coding region runs from base 186 to 1001 and encodes 271 amino acids. The record is from RefSeq and is a predicted model, not a curated record. NCBI's taxonomy places the organism in Eukaryota, Fungi, Ascomycota, Xylonomycetes, Xylonales, Xylonaceae. Gene Ontology annotation, cellular component: membrane.